Cyanistes caeruleus (blue tit) is the source of this 1479-nucleotide messenger RNA. The record is from RefSeq and is a predicted model, not a curated record. Lineage: Eukaryota; Metazoa; Chordata; Aves; Passeriformes; Paridae.
CUUUUUCCCGGGAAUUCCCAGCUUUCCUACGGCUCCAGCUCGCCAGCCCUUUCCAACCGGCAGCGAUUCCCGACGUUUUUCCGGACUCAUCCGUCGGCCACGCUCCACAACCCCACGCGGGUUCAGCUCUUCAAGAAGUGGGGCUGGACCAAGAUCGCCACCAUCCAGCAGACCACGGAGGUCUUCACCUCGACCCUGGAUGACCUCGACCAGCGGGUGAAGGAGGCCGGCUUGGAGAUCACCUUCCGCCAGAGCUUCUUCUCCGACCCGGCCGCGCCCGUCCGGAACCUCAAGCGCCAGGACGCCCGGAUCAUCGUGGGGCUCUUCUAUGAGACCGAGGCGAGGAAAGUCUUCUGUGAGGUCUACAAGGAGAAGCUCUACGGCAAGAAGUACGUCUGGUUCCUGAUUGGCUGGUACGCCGACAACUGGUUCCGCAUCAAGGACCCGGCCAUCAACUGCACCGAGGCCGAGAUGGCCGAGGCCGUUGAAGGCCACGUCACCACGGAGAUCGUCAUGCUCAACCCUGAGAACACCCGCAGCAUCUCCAACAUGACGUCCCAAGAGUUCAUCGAGAAGCUCCAGAAGAGGCUGGGGAAGAACCCGGAGGAGACCGGGGGGUUCCAGGAGGCGCCUCUGGCCUACGACGCCAUCUGGGCCUUGGCCUUGGCCCUCAACAAGACGUCCCAAGAGUUGGUCAAGAAGGGUUUGAGGUUGGAGGACUUCAACUACAACAACAAGAACAUCACCGACGAGAUCUACCGGGCCCUCAACUCCUCGGCCUUCGAGGGCGUCUCGGGUCACGUGGUGUUCGACGCCAGCGGUUCCCGCAUGGCCUGGACCCUCAUCGAGCAGCUCCAAGGUGGGGUGUACAAGAAGAUCGGGUACUACGACAGCACCAAGGACAACCUGUCCUGGUACAACAACGACAAAUGGAUCGGGGGGUCCCCUCCGGCCGAUUACACCAAGGUGAUCACAACGUUCCGGUUCCUUUCCCAAAAAUUGUUCAUUUCCGUCUCGGUGUUGGCGUCGUUGGGAAUCGUCCUGGCCGUCGUUUGUUUGGCUUUCAACAUCUACAACGGGCACGUGAGGUACAUCCAGAAUUCCCAGCCCUACCUGAACAACAUGACGGCCGUGGGAUGCACCCUGGCGCUCGCCGCCGUUUUCCCGUUGGGAUUGGACGGAUAUCACAUCGGACCCGGAAUGUUCCCGUUCGUGUGCCAGGCGCGGCUGUGGUUGUUGGGGUUGGGAUUCAGCCUGGCCUACGGCAGCAUGUUCACCAAGAUCUGGUGGGUGCACACCGUGUUCACCAAGAAGGACGACAAGAAGGACAAGAGGAAGAGCCUGGAGCCCUGGAAGCUCUACGCCACCGUGGGGGGUCUGGUGGGAUUGGACGUGGUGACGUUGAGCGUGUGGCAGAUCGUGGAUCCCCUGCACCGAACCAUCGAGGUGGGAAUUCCGGAAAAUUCCGGGAAAUUCCGG